Molecule: messenger RNA, 2718 nt
Organism: Oryza sativa Japonica Group (Japanese rice)
Lineage: Eukaryota; Viridiplantae; Streptophyta; Magnoliopsida; Poales; Poaceae
Product: receptor-like serine/threonine-protein kinase At2g45590
Biological process (GO): protein phosphorylation
Molecular function (GO): ATP binding; protein kinase activity
Source: RefSeq, a predicted model, not a curated record
CCGUCCACCGAUGCCCUCAUUCACCCACUCACCCCCAUCCCCCAUCCCACUGACAGUGGGCCCCACACUCUUCUGUCCCCACCGCUCAGCGAAACACCGUAGGCGCACACGUGAAGGGUACACAGGAAUGCGUCUUCUCUGAAUUCCUCUCACAAUUCCUCAUCUGCAAAGGAGGAGACCUCGGAGAGCCGGAGGUGGUAGCUAAUGGUGGUGGAAAGCCAACCCGCUUUGCGCCAUCUCCCACUCGCCUCCCGCUCCCGAUGCCCUCGCGCCAGCCGCCGCCACCGCCGCCGCCUCCGCCGCCUCGGCCUGACGUCGCCCGCCGCCGCUCAGUAGCUGUCGCCGCGGCGGCGGGGGCGGCGGGGGCUGGGGCCGUGGCGGUGCUGGUGGUGGUCGCGCUGCUGUGGUGGCUGAGGAGGAGGAGGGGGAAGGGGAAGGGGGAGGCGGAUGAGGUGGUGGCCGCGGCAGGGAGGCUGCAGCGGCUGUCCUACCGGAAGCUGCGGCGCGCGACGGGGGGAUUCGCGGCGGGGAGCAAGCUCGGGCAGGGGGGGUUCGGCCCCGUGUUCCGCGGCGCGCUCCCGCCGACGACGACGGCGGCGGGAGCAAUCCGCGGCGACGGGGCGGGGAGGCCCGUCGCCGUGAAGGUGAUGGAUGCCGCGGGGUCGCUGCAGGGGGAGCGGGAGUUCCACAACGAGAUCGCCGUCGCGUCCCACCUCCUCGCGUCGUCGUCCGCGCCGGGAUCCCCUCCUGUCCCCGACGCCGCCGCCAAGCCGGGUGGGAAGGGGCGGGACUCCAUACUGCUGCCGUUCGCGUACUCGAUGUCGUCCGCGGCGCGGGGCGAGGGGCGGCCGCGGCGGAUGAUGCUGGUGUACGACCUCAUGCCCAACGGGUCGCUGCAGGACGCGCUGCUGGGGCGGCGCUGCCCGGAGCUCGUGGCGGAGUGGCCCCGCCGCCUUGCCGUCGCCCGCGACGUGGCCGCCGCGCUCCAUUACCUCCACUCCGUCGUUAAGCCGCCGGUCGUGCACGGCGACGUCAAGCCCAGCAACGUCCUGCUCGACACGGAUCUCCGCGCCCGCCUCGCCGACUUUGGUCUCUCCCGCAUCAAUUCCGACGCAGAUGCGGACGGCAAGCCUGAGAGCGGCGCGAUUGCGGAAGGAUGUGACGUCGAUGGGGGAUGUGAUGAUGACGCCUCUGUCAUAGCGGAGAGCACGGUCACCACCACGGUGAAUGGUGAGGGGAACCCCAAAUCACCGGAGGAUGACGAUGGCUUCACAUCGGCAUCACCGGCGGAAGCUGCGUCCACUUCCGGGUUUGACCGGACCAGUGUUGAGAGUGGUAUGAAUAGCCGCAGCUGCAACGGUGGAGGGUCACGCACCGGAGGUACCAUGGGAUCAGGUACCGGGAGUGACUGGUGGUGGAAGCAGGAUAAUGGUGGGGGCAGCAAUGGUGUAAAAGAUUAUGUGAUGGAGUGGAUUAGAUCAGAGAUCAAGAAGGAGCGCCCCAAGAAUGACUGGAUUGCAGGGGCAGCUAUUACCAAUCCAGCUGCAGACAGGAAGAAGCCAAAGAGGAGGGCACGAGAAUGGUGGCGAGAAGAAUAUGCUGAUGAGCUUGCGAAAAAGCAGAAACGACGUGCACUUGCUAAAUCAAAGAGCGAGCAGGCAGGGUUGCAAUGGUGGGAGCGGGAUAUUGACGAUGACUUGGAUGCAAAGGGACGAUCCAAAUGGAGUAUGAUGAAGAGCUGGAGUCGGAGAAGCAAUGGCAGCACUGGCAAUGGCAAUGGCAACGGCAAUGGCAGUAUUAACUGGUGGGUCAAUGGUGCAAGAAGCACCCGUGAUUGGGCAAGUGGGGAAUUCGUUCCCAAGAGUAGUGGCGCGGUGAGCAGCACACCGAGCAUGCGCGGCACGGUGUGCUAUGUGGCUCCUGAAUACGGUGGUGGUGGUCCUUUGUCUGAGAGAUGCGAUAUCUAUAGCUACGGUGUCUUGCUACUGGUACUUAUCUCAGGACGCCGGCCGUUGCAAGUGACGGCCUCACCCAUGUCUGAGUUUGAGAAGGCAAGCCUCAUAUCGUGGGCGAAACAUCUUGCGCGCGUGAGCCGCUUGAUUGAUCUUGUUGAUCCAGCCCUACAGGAUGUGAACCGUGAUGAGGUUUUACUCUGCAUUACAGUCGCACUCCUUUGCAUCCAAAGGUCUCCAGCUCGUCGACCAUCAAGUGAGGAGGUACUCCGAAUGCUGUCUGGCGAGGGAGAACCUCCGCACCUCCCAUUGGAGUUCUCACCGUCUCCACCUGGUGGGUUCCCUUUCAAGUCCCGAAAGAAAGUUCGGUGAGUUUGUUUAGCUCUUACCUAGAUGCAAAAGGUAGCUUUAACUUUGUCCCUUAAUGUAUGUCUCUUUUGGUUCAAGUUCCUAUUUUAUGUAUUCUUUUACUCACUACUGUAUAAAGUUCCCUAGGGAAAAAGGUAAUGCCGACCUGAACUCAAAAUUGACAACAACAUUGCCUAAUUGAUCACAUGUGCUAUCACAGGCCCACAGUUUUUUUUAUAUUUCUCUGAAACCUUAAUCACAGACAGAUAGUUAUGUGGAUUUAGUACUAUGGAGAGGACUUAAGUGACCCUGAGGAGGGGAUGUCCACCUUUUGAAAUGGUGUAUCGUGAAGCAUCUUGCUUUUGGUUUUGGAAUUUGGAUAAGCAUAGAAGGUAGUGCUUCUCCUGGCCCCCUGGAA